AUGGAUUCAAAUUUCAAAACCUCACCCCAAAAAAUUAUUACCGAUCCCUGGUCGUAUUGUGUUGAUGUUGCUAAUACAAAAGACUUGAUUCACCCAUACUUUAAUGCCGUGCAGGCAAGAUUUUGGACCUUCGAACAUUACAUUAACUGGGUAUAUGAGAAUACUGAACUUCCUAUUUGGACCGCAUGCGUAGAACAAUUUUACGGAUCUUUGCGUGCCAUCAAUAAAUACAGAACAGUACCCCUUGGCGUUCGAGCAUAUGUGAAAAGCGUCGUGGACAAUAUGAAUGAGACUGAAAGCAAAGGUACGAUAGAUGCCUUAGAGAAGAUAUAUCUAGCACUAGUAAAGGAACGACGGGAUAAAAAUCUUUACAAGACCUUGCUACAUGCAAAAUCUAAUAAGAGAGCAUAUGCUAAAGCCACGGGCAUGGUUAGUUCGAAAAGGCAAGUGAAAAGAAAAACGGAUGAUGAAGAACCAACGAAAGUAACAGAAGACUCAGAAUCUGUUCUCUUUGAUGAGUCGAAUGAAGACGCUUUAAUUGAUGCUAUAGAUGAAUUUGGAUUGAAAGAAGAAACAAGAUUGCCAAUUUUAAAAACAAUUCUUGGUAGGGGAGAGAUUCAGGCACUUGGUUCCAAAGACUCUAGGAAUGAAAAUGCAGAUCCUUUUGUCAAAGCUCGCAUGGGAAGGAAAGUAGAUAUGAAAGGCAUCCUGACAAGAACUUUCAAUAAGUUUGAAGCAUUAUAUGGUGAAGUGGCAUGCGGGUUAUGUCCACUUGGCAUGUCACUUGCUUUACAGAAAAAUAA
Molecule: messenger RNA, 803 nt
Organism: Acaulospora colombiana
Lineage: Eukaryota; Fungi; Glomeromycota; Glomeromycetes; Diversisporales; Acaulosporaceae
Source: the annotation of a GenBank genome assembly